AUGACGGUCGACCUGAACGUGCCCUACUCGGCGUGCGAGCUGAAGAGGGUGAAACGCCUCGAGUUGGGUGUGCUGGAUCCAGAAAUUAUAAAAAAAAUAGGCGUGUGCGAAAUUGUAAAUGUAGAUCUAUACAAAGAUGGACUUCCAAGGGAAGGAGGUCUAAACGAUAUCCGAAUGGGAACCAUAGACUACAAAACGUUGUGUGGGACAUGUAACAUGAACGUGAAGUAUUGCCCUGGCCACUUUGGCUACAUCGAACUAGCCAAACCUAUGUACCACUACGGAUUUAUGAAUGUCGUAUUGAAUGUAUUAAGAUGUGUAUGCUACCACUGUGGAAGGCUAUUGUGUAAUACGACUAACUCCAAAGUGAAAUACAUUGAAAAAAUUAAGGUAAAUAGUUUGAGACUGAAGAGAUUGUCAGAGGUAUGUCAAGGAAUCAAAGUAUGUGAUCACUCCUCUCCACAAGAAGAAGAUACUCUACAUCUGAAUGACAAUUCACUGGAUAAUUUUUACAAUAACAAUUUGAGUAACUUAAAUAUGAAUCAACAAAUGCUUUUAAACCCUAACAGCUACAGUAAUAUCUUCGAAAUGGUUAAUAAAGAAGACGUAGACUGUGGUUGUGUACAGCCCAAAUACUCAAGGGAAGGACCAAAUAUGUUUAUUCAGUUUUUACAUUCUAGUGAUGAAGACAUAGAUGAGAGUAAAAGAAAAUUAAGUGCAGAAGAAGCGCUAGAAAUUUUGAAGAAAAUUAGGAAAGAAGAAAUGCCUAUUCUUGGAUUCAAUUCGGAUAGAUGUAUUCCUGCAUCGUUAAUUUUAACAUUUAUUCCUAUCCCUCCUCCUUGUGCUAGACCAUAUGUACAGUAUGGUAACCAGAGGAGUGAGGACGACUUGACAUUGAAACUGCUAGACAUUGUAAAAACGAACAUACAGUUGAAGAGACAAACAGAUAGGGGGGCUAAAUCUCACGUGCUGCAGGAUCUGUGUGCUCUCUUACAGUUUCACAUUACCACCUUGUUUGAUAAUGACAUUCCUGGAAUGCCCAUAGCGACCACACGUUCGAAGAAACCAAUUAAAGCCAUACGGACCAGGUUGAAGGGGAAGGAAGGGAGGCUCCGAGGAAAUUUAAUGGGAAAACGUGUCGACUUCUCAGCCAGAACAGUAAUUACAGGAGAUCCAAAUUUAAAUAUUGACUACAUAGGAGUACCCAAAUCAGUCGCCAUGACGUUAACAUUCUGCGAAACUGUGACUCCACUUAAUUACGAUGAUUUGAAGAAACUCGUGGAAAGAGGUCCAUACGAAUGGCCAGGAGCGAAAUAUAUCAUCAGGGACAACGGAACCAAGUAUGACCUUAGACAUGUAAGAAAAAAUUCAGAGAGAGAAUUAGAAUAUGGUUACAAAGUAGAACGACACAUGACAGAUGAAGAUUAUAUCCUCUUUAAUCGACAACCGUCUCUUCACAAAAUGAGUAUUAUGGGACAUAAGGCGAAAAUAUUGCCAUACUCUACGUUCAGGCUAAACUUAGCUGUUACUUCUCCGUACAAUGCCGAUUUUGAUGGGGACGAAAUGAAUUUGCACCUUGCACAGUCUCAUGAGACUAGGUCAGAAAUUAAGCACCUCAUGAUUGUGCAGAAGCAGAUCGUCUCUCCGCAGGGUAACAAACCCGUUAUGGGAAUUGUGCAGGACUCCCUCUUGGCCAUAAGAAAAUUUACAAGGCGAGAUAACUUCCUCACAAAGGAAGAAGUAAUGUCUUUGCUCAUUUGGAUCCCCUACUGGAAUCAUGUGAUACCUACUCCAGCCAUUAUGAAGCCGAAGGCCCUUUGGACAGGAAAGCAAAUUUUCUCGAUGCUUCUCCAAUUUGAAGAUUUAGAAAGGCUCAACGAUCCAUUAGGAAAUGCCAAAAUGAUGGGAGCUACCCAUGGGAGCGGAUUCAGAAUAGAAGACGAAAUGGGUCGAGGCAACAACAGUAGUGGUGCACAACUACAUCCACAUAGCCCCUUAGCCAUUGGAGACACCAUAAACAGUAAUGUAAAAAAUCAACCCAUUGGAAAUGAAGGAACCGGAACGAAUAAUGCAGAUGGUACAUUAAAAGGAGGAGUAAGCGGAUGGGGGAGGAAUGUAAAAAUUAAUUUGAUGAGAGAUUCCUCUACCUCGUGUAAGGAUGACAAUCCGUACUGCUCCGUCAACGAUGGAAAGGUGAUCAUAAAAAAUAACGAACUUUUAUGUGGAAUCAUAUGCAAACGUACAGUGGGUUCUUCUAGCGGAUCGUUGAUUCAUAUUUUGUGGCACGAAAUGGGUCCAGAUAAAACCAAAGAUUUCAUUUCCGCCCUGCAGAAGGUUACUAACAAUUGGUUAGAAUACAUCGGAUUCACAGUGAGCUGCUCUGAUAUUAUAGCUAGCAAUAAGGUCCUCGAUAAGGUAAAAGAUAUUCUAAGUAAGUCCAAAAAGGAGGUGUCCAAAAUUGUGAAGAAAGCACAGAGAGGAGAGUUGGAAUGUCAACCGGGUAAGUCCCUCUAUGAAUCAUUCGAAACGAGAGUAAAUAACGAACUAAAUUGUGCUCGUGAAAUGGCAGGAAAAGUAGCCUCAGAAAGCUUAGAUGAAAGAAAUAAUAUCUUCAGUAUGGUGGCUAGUGGCUCCAAGGGAUCCAUUAUCAAUAUUUCUCAAAUUAUAUCGUGUGUUGGUCAACAAAAUGUGGAAGGAAAGAGAAUUCCCUUUGGAUUUAAUCACAGAUCCUUACCCCAUUUUAUUAAAUUUGAUUAUGGUCCAGAAAGUAGAGGUUUUGUUUCUAAUUCGUAUUUAAGUGGACUCACUCCACAGGAGGUCUUCUUUCAUGCCAUGGGAGGAAGAGAAGGUAUUAUCGACACAGCAUGUAAGACGUCCGAAACGGGGUACAUACAAAGGAGACUAAUCAAAGCCAUGGAAGACGUGAUGGUGCAGUACGAUCGAACUGUUAGGAACUCCUAUGGAGAUAUUAUUCAGUUUCUCUAUGGGGAGGAUGGAAUGGCUGGAGAGUAUAUAGAAGAUCAAAUUAUUGAUCUGAUGAAACUAGACAAUAAGGAAGUGAAAAAAUUAUACAAGUACAACUUUGACGAUGAUGAGGAUGACGAUCAUAACGAUAGUUACGGGAAGGACUUCUACCUGGACAGUGGACAAAACAGGAAGAGCUCCUACAUUGAUUACAACAAGCAGAAUGUACUAAAUCAGGAAUUUGAAGAGCUACUAAAGUGUAAAAAUAACAUUUGCAAGGAAAUAUUCCCUGAUGGAGAUGUAAGGCAGCACUUACCCAUCAACAUGAAUCGACUUAUCGAAUUCGCCAAAUCACAGUUCCCCUUUGUUCCUGUUAUCGGUAGCAAAGUGAAGGAUCCCAUUAGUGCUAAUAGGAUGAGGCCUAAGAUGAGCAGCACAAAGAGGAGGUCCAAAAAGGGGAAGAAGACCCGGUCACGGGAUAGGACAAAAGCGGCUGCUAACGCGGCGUUGGAAGACCCGAAUGACGAACUGCAGAAUAGCGAGUUCAUGUCGGAGAUCAAGAAGGAGUACGAAACGAACGAUCUCGCCAACGCCAUGAAGGGCCAGGGCGCGUACAGCGGCUUCGAGCCCUUCGACGAGGACCUCGCGGAAGGGGAGCAUCGCGACGAGGGAAGCGGUGACGAGGGAAGUGGCGACGAGGGAAGCGGCGACGAGGGAAGCGGCGAAGGAAGCGGCGAAGGAAGCGGCGAAAGUGGCGGCGAGAGCGACGGGGAAAGCCACGGAGAGGACCAGUCCUUCGUCAACCCCGUAGACAUCGUGCACAAAGUCAACCGCUUUCUAGAAAAGCUUGUCAUUAUCAAACAAAUCAACAGCAACGAUACCCUCUCGCUGGAGGCCCAGAACAACGCCACGGUGCUACUGAAAGCACAUUUGAGAACCUACUUAAAUUCGAAGCUCCUGACUCAGACUCAUAAGAUCAGUAUGAAAGGAAUCGAUUGGCUUCUGCAAGAAAUUGAAAAGAAUUUCUACAAGUCAUUGUGUCACCCUGGAGAAUGUGUAGGCGCCUUGGCAGCGCAGUCAAUUGGAGAACCCGCAACGCAGAUGACGCUGAAUACAUUUCACUUCGCAGGAGUGGGAUCCAAAAACGUAACGUUAGGUGUGCCAAGAUUGAAGGAGUUAAUUAACAUUGUGAAGAAUGUAAAGACUCCAUCUACGACCAUUUAUCUUGACGACGUCGUGUCCAAUGAUCAGCAAAAGGCGAAAGAUAUUUUAACCAAACUAGAGUACACAACAUUGAAGCAACUAACAUCACAUGCUCAAAUUAUUUACGACCCCAAUACUACAACUACUAUUUUAGAAGAAGAUAAAAUGUGGGUCGACGAGUUUUAUGAAUUUCCAGAUGAAGAUGACACACAGUAUACUUUAGGAGAAUGGGUUCUACGGAUUCAGCUAACCAAUAUUCAUGUGAAUGAAAAAAAGCUAACUAUGAAGGAAAUUGUCUACAUUAUUUAUUCAGUCUUCUCCAGUGACGAGUUAGACAUCAUCUACACGGAUGAUAAUUCGGAAGACCUAAUUUUAAGAAUUAGGGUUAAAUACCUAAAUGGGGAAUACAACUUUCUUAAUGAUGAUGCAGACCAGGCACAGGAGGAUGAAUACGAAGAGGAGGAAGAGGAGGAGGAAAAAUACAACAAUAUUGGGAACACCUUCAAGACGAAGAAGAAUGUUGAGGCGGAUGGAAAUGACGGGACACAGAAUAAGAAAAAUGAUAUAGAGGACAACCAAAGCGUCAGCAGCAACCGCUCGAGGCAAAACAGCAUAAACAGUGAGAACCGAUUUGGUAGCGCGAGUGGCAGUGCGAGUGGCACGGACAUUGAGGAUGGUGAUGGAAAGGGGAACCACAAUAGGGACGAAGCAGCAGCGAAGGAUAAAACGAGUAAGGGAAAAAACGUGGCGAAAGUGAAAAAACUGAAGGAGGAAGGUGCCAACCGAACGGAUAGCAACUAUGCUGAGGGGUACGAAGAAACGGAUUUGUUCGCCAAAGGGGAAGGCAAAAAUGGAGAAAGUGGAGGCGCAGGUGGAGGCGGAAGUGCAGGCGGAAGUGGAGUCGGAGUCGGAAGUGGAAUCGGCAUCGGAAGUGGAAGGGGAUCCGGCACAGCAGAGGACAUGUUCGGGAAGUCCAACCUAAAAAACGCAGAAGAAGAUGCACACGCCGCGAAGGGGAGAAGCAGCAUCAGUGGCACCAACGCAGGUGGAGGGACCACCAGCGGAAACGCCCCCAGUGGAAAUAAUACAAGCAGUCAAGAUAUGAAUACCAUGCGGAACAUAAAUAAUUUGAGCAACCCGAUUUACAUGAAGGAAGAUACAGAGGAUACCUUUUUAAAAAAGCUGAUGGAGCAAUGUCUGUCGACAUUAAAGUUAAGGGGAAUAGAAAAUAUUACCAAAGUGUAUAUGAGAGAAGAGUCUAAAAUAACGUACGACUCAAACAAUGGCAAAUUUGUGAGGAGUUCCCAUUGGGUCUUGGACACAGAUGGAUGUAACCUAGAGCAUAUCUUCUGUGCUUCUCAUGUGGAUUAUAAAAAGACCAUUUCGAAUGACAUAGUGGAAAUAUUUGAAGUUUUAGGAAUCGAGGCAGUGAGAAGAGCUCUCCUAAAGGAAUUGAGGACUGUUAUUUCUUUUGAUAGCUCAUAUGUUAACUACAGGCAUCUGUCCAUCCUAUGUGACGUCAUGACUCAGAGAGGUUACCUAAUGUCUAUAACGAGACAUGGAAUCAAUCGAGUGGAUAGAGGCCCACUAGUCAAGUGCAGCUUUGAAGAAACGGUGGAAAUACUCCUAGAAGCAGCUGCCUUUGCUCAGGUGGAUAAUCUCAAAGGAAUAACGGAGAAUAUCAUGCUGGGCCAAUUAUGCAAAAUAGGCACCGGCGUUUUUGAUAUCAUUAUAGAUAACCAAAAGCUCAGCGAUGCGAAUCAGAAUUUAGAGACCAUGAUGGAUAUUACCAGUGCUGGAUUUACUACUCCAGAUAGUCACCAUGGAAUCACCCCGGAUGGGCUACAAUCUCCAGUAGCAAUCAACACGCUAAAUUCCCCUCUGCCGUUUUCUCCAACGUAUAAUGUUAAUUUGCUGUCCCCCACAGUUCCCAUCGACAGUGUCAACGGUAUUUUAUCUCCCCAGUGUCUGCAGAAUUAUGGAGAUGGAAGUAGUGGAGGUGAAAAUAUUAUGUCCCCAUCCAAAAAUGACUUUAACAAUUUAGACACGUUAAAAUUGGGUGGGAAAUUCUCUCCUACGCAAUCACCAAGGUCACCCACAUCAGUUAUCCACUCUCCCUUCUCUCCUUUUGAUAAUCACAACCAACAAGCACUCGAUCCCAGCAUGUUAUUCUCUCCAAAGAAUAACAACACCUCCAACAGCAAUAGUAUGACCAUGAUGAAUUACAAUGUGUUUUCCCCGAAAGCAAAUUUGAAUAGCAUACAAUCUCCUGCCAUGUUGUAUUCUCCUAAUCGCGCCCUAGAUAUAUUUUCCCCCAAGCAACAGACACAGAAUAAUAUUUACUCUCCUUCCUACUCCCCCACUUCCCCCACUUAUCACUUGUCCAACAAUGCGAACGCUGGUGGCUCCUCCGGUUUGAAUGACACAAAGGCUUUUUACUCUCCGACUUCUCCAAAAAAUCAACUGAGCGAGAUGAACCCCAAUAUGAUGAAGUACCACAGUGUCUCGCCCGUGCAGGUCAAGCAACACAUCCAGGACGUCAGCGUCUUUUCGCCCAUCCAGCAGGCCAAUGCCGAGGGGGCGCAGAACGACGACCCCUUCUCCCCGAUGCCCUACAACAUGGAGGAGGACGAAAUGGAGCAGUGA
Molecule: messenger RNA, 6813 nt
Organism: Plasmodium cynomolgi strain B
Lineage: Eukaryota; Apicomplexa; Aconoidasida; Haemosporida; Plasmodiidae
Product: DNA-directed RNA polymerase II largest subunit
Exons: 2
Coding region: 1-6813 (2270 amino acids)
Biological process (GO): DNA-templated transcription
Cellular component (GO): RNA polymerase II, core complex
Molecular function (GO): DNA binding
Source: RefSeq, a predicted model, not a curated record